UUUUUUUAUUUUAUUUUAGAGAGAAAAAAUUGUGUCUUUUAGUGGGGUCGGAGGUUCGAACCCGCUCAGGUCCCUAUUUUAUUUUAACUGAAAUUUUUUUUGCGGAUUGUCCGAAAAUAGUAAAAUGUCUGUCGCUAAGGGGGUUCGAACCCUCUCAGGGGAAAAAAUUUUUUUAUUCAAAAUUUAAAAUAGAUCCCAGUUUACCAAAUUAAUUUUUUUCACGUCUUAAAAAUUAUUUUUUUAAUUUUGCCUUUUGUUUUAUUCUAUUUACUUUUUUGUUUAUAAAUUAAAAUUAAAAGCCAAAAAUUUUUUCUUUAAUUUGAAAUAAAAUUGAUUAUUUAUUUUUUACAUUGCUUGUUACGAUUUUAGACGUUAUGAAAUUUUGUCUAUUUUUUCCAUUUGUCGUUGUACAAAUUUAUCGCUUACGGUCUAAUUACCUUUUUGGCUGUGCCAUUUUUGUCCCCAAUACCUUUUUUGUCUCUGUUCCUUUUUGUCUCUGUUCCAUUUUGUCCAACGUGCCAUUUUGUCACAUGUACCGUUUUGUCAAAGACCAUUUUGUCUCAGUUCCUUUUUGUCCAAUGUACCAUUUUGUUCAGUUUAAUUAAUACCCCUUAGAGUCUGAAGAACCCAACCAGCAUUUUAGAGUCUCAACUAAUUUAAAAUUUUUAGAAAUUUCCAUCUCUAGAAUGGAAACGAACAGAAAAGAUUCUUCUUCAUUACAAAUAUUAAUUAAUAAAUUUAUUUCAACACAUGAAGGACGAAAGAUUGUUUUAGUUACAAGUGGUGGAACAAGAGUGAAAUUAGAAGUAAAUGCUGUCCGUUCAAUUGAGAAUUUUUCAAUGGGCACGAGGGGCGCGGCGAGUACUGAGUAUUUUUUGGAGAAAGGAUAUGCUGUUAUUUUUUUCCACAGAGAAGAAUCUUUAAAGCCUUAUUCUCGUAGAUAUCUUCACUUUUUUGAUCACUUGGAUGUGACAGAUGAAGGGAAAGUUGAAAGUGAGUCAUUUUGUCUUUUGUACUUGUAGGCAUUUUGUCGGUUUUUACACUAGUAGGCAUUUUGUCCAUUUUUAUACCUGUAGGCAUUUUGUUUAUUUUUACACUUGUGGGCAUUUUGUCCAUUUUUGUACUUGUAGGCAUUUUGUCUAUUUUUAUAACUGUAGGCAUUUUGUACAUUUUUAUACCUGUAGGCAUUAUGUCCAUUUUUAUACCUGUAGGCAUUUUGUCCAUUUUUAUACCUGUAGGCAUUAUGUCCAUUUUUAUCCCUGUAGGCAUUAUGUCCAUUUUUAUCCCUGUAGGCAUUUUGUCCAUUUUUCUUUUUGUAGGCAUUUUGUCCAUUUUAUACUUGUAGGCACUUUGCCUUGCUCUAUUUGUAGGCAAUUUGUCCAUUUUUAUACCUUUAGGCAUUUUGUCUUUUUAUACUUG
Meloidogyne enterolobii is the source of this 1419-nucleotide messenger RNA. NCBI's taxonomy places the organism in Eukaryota, Metazoa, Nematoda, Chromadorea, Rhabditida, Meloidogynidae. The record is from the annotation of a GenBank genome assembly.